This is a messenger RNA of Salvelinus namaycush (lake trout), 1193 nucleotides long. Its product is annotated as protein phosphatase 1 regulatory subunit 35-like. The transcript is spliced from 6 exons. The record is from RefSeq and is a predicted model, not a curated record. Bases 141 to 995 code for a protein of 284 amino acids. Gene Ontology annotation, molecular function: phosphatase binding. Lineage: Eukaryota; Metazoa; Chordata; Actinopteri; Salmoniformes; Salmonidae. Gene Ontology annotation, biological process: negative regulation of phosphatase activity.
GCUAAAUAGAGUCAAUCUAUCCUCAUGUAUUAACAGUGAAAACGACAAGAAACGCGUGAGCUCAGCUGUCAUUCGGGGCGCUUCCUCAUAACAUAACAGAGCCAUCACCCAAAGAUAAAUACCCAGACUGGUGACCUAAGAUGACCAGAGUAGGUCCCCUGCAGCAGCAUCCUCUAGCAGGGUGCAGUGACCCAGACAUCCGGCUUGUCCCCCUGCCUGCCCCGGUGCCCCUGGUCCCCGCUAGCCUCCUGCGGUGCCCGGAACUGGACCUGUCUCUCCCCCUCAGCCCAGACCCGCCACGGCCCAACCCGGCUAGCUUGCUGAGAGGACGCAGCCACCGGCAGGUGCGAUUUGCCUCCGAAGAGCCUGUGGUUGUCACGGUGAUAGCAGAGCCUAGCAAAGACCCUCCACCUUGGCAAUACCCUGGACACUCCAGCAGUUACUCAAAGGGGAAAAGACUCCAUGGUGGAGGUCUGCGUUGGAGGGCAAGGUCAGCAACCAAUGAGGAGGCUCCCUGUGAGGAGAGGGGUGGCAGCCUCCCUGAAGGGGCGGAGUUAAAUACUACUCUGGCUCUGAGGUCUGAGCUAGAUAACGUGGCAGGGGCAGAGUUUAACUCCCAGAAGGCCGUGCAGGAGCAACUACAGAAGUCAGACAGAACCAAGAACAGCAUGAGCGCCCGGGCUACAGAGGGGGUGAACGUCUCUCCAUCCCAGCACCUCUACAGGGCAUUGGUCAGUGUGAAUGUGGAGGAGGAGGAGCUCAUCAGCCAGGCUCUACGUGACAGGCUUCAGCUGGUCUCGCCCACAUGCAGCCAUGGCAACAAGAAAGAGGACAGUCCUGACCUGCAGGUUUUCUUCAGGGGGGAUCUGCUGAGAGAGAAGCCCCUCCUACCAAGGGAGGAGAUUACCAUACCACGCCCCCAGCCCAUCCCACGCCCCGCAGACACAACCUUCGACCUCUACCACAGACACACAUGCUGGGAGGCUGGACCCUGACACACUUACUCUGAACCUCUAGACUGAAAGGCCCUGUCCCAAAACUUAAGAAAGCAUGAUCCCUUCUUUCCCUCCCUACCUCCGUCAUUCUCGGAUAUAAAUAUUGUAUUUUAAACCGAAUACAACAGGUGUAAACCUUACAGUGAAAUGCUUACUUACCGGCCCUAACCAACAGUGCCAUUUUAAGUAAAAAUAGGU